AAGCCGUUUUUGGGAGCAAUGCUGCGCUUGGCAGCGGUGCUUCUAUGGCUAAAUGUAGGGCAAGCAGGCGCUGAGCUUUGCCUUGACGAUGGUGUGCCAGGCAGCCAGCGAAAAUACAUUCAGGAUGAUUUGGGCAACGACAUUCCAAUUGGAGUGAUUGAAUGCGGCUGGGCAUCUUCCACGUUUCUCAACGGACUGAUAGUGAUGAUGAUUCAAGAGAUUCUUGGUUUUCAUGCUGUAAUCGAUCCCCGCGUGGGCGCGAGUGGAGCUUCUCCCAUCUAUGCAUUGGCCGGGUGCGCCGACUUUGACAAUGCCAAGGAAAAGAACUGUGGCUCUGAAACAAAGAUCCAUGUGAGUGUGGACUCCUGGUCUGGAACUCACGCCGCAGCUCAGCAGACCUUUGCGAAGCAAAACCCAACUGUUGCAGCGGAGGAUUUGGGAAGUAUGGGGUAUGCGGGCGAAGAGUCCAUGUAUGUGAGCCAGGAGAUUCUCCAUGCUGCCUACAGUGACGCUGGUCUUGCUUUGGACUUCUACAAAAGCUACAACACCACUCAUCACGACCCGAAGAAAUACUUCGAUUCAAUCCACGAUGUAGAUAUCUCAGAAUUGGCCUUGUGCAGCGAGACGGUCAUGAGCCACCCGAAUCGAAUGGGAAACUAUGCCCGCUUUUCGGGCGACUUGGACGGCGUGGAGCGCCAAGCAGACGGCACAUUCAUCGCCAAGUGUGCCAACCAUCGUUGGUGGUACGCCCCUGCAUGCCGUUCCAAUGCCUCCACAUGCAUCCCUGUCUUCACAGGAGGGGAUGGUUGGAAAUUGCAGGCGAUGAUGCAGUGGUCGACGGCAUAUGGAAUCCCAGCCGCCAUCGCCAUCUCUGCAGGAUGGUCCCUGUUCGUAAAGCACGUUCAGCUUCAUCGGGCUCUUCACUACUGGUGGGUUCCAGAUGCAACCUUCAUCGACAUGUUGCCCGAGCAGCUGAUCUUUGCUCGCCACAGUCCUAAUGAGUGGCUUGAAGGAGACAAGAAAACGGGCGGCCAAGGAAGCUACGUGUCUAAGAUGGUGAGCAAGAACUUGCAAUGGAAAGCGGGCCGUGUCCGCGAGUUUGUCUCCAGCAUCAACUUUGAGCUACCGGAAGUGCAAAGCCUUCUCUUGGAGGUUCAGCAGUCAGGUUCGAGCUACAACGUGUCCUGCAAGUGGAUGCGCGAGAACCGAGCCAGGUGGUCAGCCUGGAAACCCGUGGAGACCAACUGCUACGAAGGCUUUGGCUUGUUUGAUGCUGCGGGCAGCUUAGAGGACAGAUAUGUGGAGAGCCGUGAGGGCCUUUCAGACCUCCUGUGCCGAGCAUGUCCACCGGGCAGCAGCUCCGAAAAACUGGAGGACAGUCAGGGCACCACCUUCAUUUGCCGACGAUGUCCUGCAGGUCGAUCCCAGGUGUCAGGCGCCUCGCUUUCAUGCGACCUUUGCCCACUUGGAGAGUACCAAGAUGAGACUGGCAGCAUUUCAUGCAAACGUUGUGGCUUCGGAGAGUAUCAGAAUGCCACGGGCCAGAGCAGCUGCACUCGGUGCCCCGCAGGUACAACCACACUGGGGUUUCGUGCGCAGUCCAUCAACGAUUGCGGAUGCAAAGAAGAGACCAUCAACGUUCUUCCUGCAGCCUCCGGCAACUUCGAGUGCCAGCGAUGUGGAGAAGGACUUCGUUGCCCUUUUGGCUCCAGCGUGGAAAUGUUGAGGCAAGGCAGUGCUGACCUGGGUGAUGACUAUCUACCUCAAGUGGUGAAAGGUUACGUGUCACGUUUGGAAGAGCCGUUGCAGAUCUUUAAGUGUCGACCCGCCAGCUUCUGUUCGGGUGGAAAGCCAGGAGAAUGUGCUGGGGGGCUCUCCAGCAUGCCUUGUGCUUCUUGCGAAGAGGGGAAGACUUGGAGUGGCACCAAGUGUGAGGACUGCGGCGCAAAUGUGGUGGCAUGGGCACUGGCCAUGCCGGUAGCAGUCGCAGGUCUCAUUGGUGCCUACAGUUUUGUGAACUCGGAAGUCAUGGCCAGAGCUUCUGCCUUCCAGGCGUCCUUAAUGGCGGCGGGUAUCGCUGUGAAUGUCUUUCAGAGCUUAGCAAUUUUUGGGAUGAUGACCGUGCAGUGGACGCCCAACUUUGAAAGCACCAGCUCUAGGCUGAGUGUUUUCGUGAUGGACAUUGAGCUGCUGGGCCUGACGUGCGUGACCGGCCCGGAGAAUUUCCUUCGCUUCCUCAGCGCAGCGUCAGCGUUCCCUGCCGCUUCACUGGUGCUGGUGACUUGCUGGGCCUUCACCACAGGUUGGAACACCAUCUUCAAGCGUUCGAAGCUUCAGGUCACACCAUGGAGAUUCUACAAAACGGCCAACACCAUGGGCGUGAUCCUUCAGGUUGGCUUCGGCGCCCUGGCGGCGUUGGCCUUACAACCUCUCAUGUGCUACCGGCACCCCAACGGCCAAUACAGCUUGUUGAAGUACCCGGACACUAUUUGCGGAAGCGAUGAGCAUAAAGCCAUGCUGGGUGUAGGAAUUGCCCUGCUGAUCGUGUAUGUGGUGGGUUUCUUCGUUUAUUGCUGCUUUGGGGCUUGGAAACUACCUUCCUGGAGCUCGCAAGAGCGCAAAGAUUUGGUGAGAGCCUUCCUCUUCUUGAUCUCCAAAUUCAGACUUGAUGUCUGGUGGUUUGGGCUCCUGUUGCUGAUUCGCGGCUUGGGCUUCAGCUUGGCCAUUGUCCUUGCCAUGGACUCGCCACAAUUGCAGGUUGCUGUCGCCAGCAUCAUCAUGUCCGUCUACCUCUUCUUCCUGACCUUCGCACGACCUUGGAAGGCUCCGCUCAUCAAUGUAGCGGACAUUGCCUUGUGCAAUAUCCUCAUUCUGUUGGUCAAUCAAGCGGUUCAUCCCAGCAGCGCGGUCGACCUCCAGUUUGUUGAUCAUUUUUCCGCUGUGAUGGUGGUUUUGCUGAUUACGAUCUUGGUGAUGACUGUGAUGCUGUGCAUCUUGGCACUGGUUCUUGGUCGGCUCUUUGGCAGAGGAGAUUUCUUACUGAAUCUGGCUCGAGAGGGAGGUGAACGUGAGAAGAUUGCCGCAGCACUGAAGGAAUGUGCCCAAGAACUCUUGGCCGUUGAGGAGAAGGAUCUGGCACAGGACCUGGGUUUGAUGAACAUUUACGACCUGAAAGCCCUCAAAGCGGCCAUCUCUGCCGUCUUCGUGGAUGUGCUGGAAAUAUCCUCAAGUGCGUUGGCACCUCGUGUGGCCCUCUCCUCCACGAGGAAUACGAUUCGCGCCAUCGCAGCCUCCGAGCAGGUCGCCGCCGCGGUCCAGCAGGUUCCGCCCGUUCACCGCGCCUCCGAGGCUGAUCCGUCGACCGGAUCCGUCGGGGAAGGUGCGACCUGAAGCGAUGAGUGAGGUCGGACUGGGAAGAUGUGGGAAUUGAAUGGACUCUUUGAGACAGGACAAGGAGGAAUGUGUGGUUUUGCUGAGAUUGAUGAUUUUCCCGUUUUUUCUUUCCCAGAAUGGGGAAUAUGUUUAAAAUAGUGUAUAUAAAUAUAAAUAUAGAUAUAUAUUAUAUUUAAUAUAUAUUAAUAUUACUGUAGUUUUCCGGGUUCCUUCAGCAAAGAUUAAAGUAAGAUUGCCACAUCCAACCGCAAGUUGGCUGAUUCUGGUCCCGACUCUACGAGGUGUAGCGAAAGUGGUGCCAAUAUCCACCCCAAUCAACGAGCAGAGCUUUUUUGCAGGAGCUUUUUACAUAUACAUUUUAUAGACUAGGCAUCUCAGAUGGUCAGGUCAUGCAAUUUCGCAGUGUGCGACUGGUGGUACAGGUUUGUGAAGUCCCUCAUUAACUAUCUCUAUAGGUCGCAGUUGCCUUUGCUGGAAGCCUGUGUCUAUGCGAGCGCAAAAGGUUUCAUUUGAUUCUUGGUUUCUUGGUUUCCUAUCUUUGGCCGGCCGGCCUUGUCCCGCCUCAACUUGUUGUCGCGCAAAAAUAGACCGCCUGGCGGUCACUCUGUAUUCUGAAUUAGGCUCCAAAGUGGUUUUAAACGAAUUCUGAAUUCUUCAUACGCUUUCAAAAGGUAUAGGAUUCUAAAGGAACUUGCAGCAAGUUGGCUUUUCUGAACACCUUGGAUCUGGCAGGUGGAGGUGACAGCGCCAGAUGCAGCCACACCUCCCGCUGAUGCAGAGACGGAGGAGCUGGACACGGAGGUCCAGUUCAUUGUUGCAGACCCGGAGCAGCCUGAGUCCAUCGUGGCCACAAACCUGUAGAUCUGCGCGUCUCAUGAAAAUCCUGAGCUGGAGCCACCUCGGUGUGUAUUAAAAGAGGGAGACCUAAGAGACCCACCAGGCGUUCCGACCCAAGGGACAUAGACUGAGACAUACUUAGACCACCACAUAUCAGUCUACCCAGCCAGGGCCAGGGCGGCCAGGAGGGGGUCUCCUCGUCCGAUCCGGUCCUGGUCCGGCUGUCGCCCGUGGCUGUUGCCCGUGAGAACGCUCGGAACAGCCCAGAGGUGAAGUGAUUAGAAACAGGAGCCUACUGGGGCACCCUAUGCGAGAGUCUAGAAUAGGUGCUUCAACCUCUGUUGCGUCCUUUUUGAGCGCCUAUCUUUGAUCAAGCUUUGUACCCCUUGGCCUGGAUGUACCUGGCUUUGCCUUUGCCGCAACAUGGGUGAAUGGAACACGAAGGGAGGAGUCCUGGAACUGUUCGGAUGAUGCUGGCUGCUUUGCGGUCACUGGGCGCGCCAACCGUCUGCUGCUCCAAACGGAGCAGCAGACUGCCCUGUCCGAAGAAAGCGCGCGACCUGCUGGUCAGGACCUGCAGAGUAUGUGGCCGAACUGGCUUAUCCAGGGUAUGUCUGGCUUGUGCCAGUCUGGUCCA
Molecule: messenger RNA, 4867 nt
Organism: Durusdinium trenchii
Lineage: Eukaryota; Dinophyceae; Suessiales; Symbiodiniaceae
Source: the annotation of a GenBank genome assembly